Gymnodraco acuticeps is the source of this 3273-nucleotide messenger RNA. RefSeq lists its product as uncharacterized. The transcript has 4 exons. Lineage: Eukaryota; Metazoa; Chordata; Actinopteri; Perciformes; Bathydraconidae. The record is from RefSeq and is a predicted model, not a curated record. The coding region runs from base 1657 to 3255 and encodes 532 amino acids.
AACGAUUCAAGCCCUUCUUAGACUUGACACAUUAAUAAUUGUUUCACUUUACUUAAAUAUUUUUAUUUAAGAAAUAAACCUAAGUAUAGUUCAUUAGUGUAACACAAAUUACAUUAAUCAAUUCACUUAUUAAAUGUAUUUAAGACAGAGCAACUCAAAAUGAAUUGUUUUCAUUUGGGACCGCCCCUUUGCACAUCACCUUUGCGCAUGCACAAAAUCCGUUCUGUCAUUUGCCGCCUUUUGUCUAACACUGACUGGAAACUGACUGGGGAAACUGACGGUGGAAAGUCUAUUAUUUGGUAAGUAUUUGUUUUUUCUAGUAGUUUAGAAUGUUCCCUGUUUCCAAGUAGGCCUAAUGCCUUUUCAUUAUAUCGACAAGAAUAUUUGAAACCACCGUGUUAUAUUUUGCUCCGUUUUUAGUUGGGUCUAAACAGCAAGCUAGCUAGCUUGCUAGAUAUGGUUAGCAUUGAAUACUGGAUAGUAGAGAUCAUUAGAUUAUAUUAAAUUAGAUGUCACGUUAUUGUCAUUGAACACAGUACACCGAAAUUCAGUUUAAAUUCAACCAAAAAAUGCAAAGAGUAAUUAAAGUGCACGAGGUAAAGCAGCAAGCUAGCUAGCUGGAUAACUGGUUUGUUAGCUAGCUUGCUAGAUACGGUUAGCAUUGAAUACUGGAUAAUGGAGAUCAUUAGAUUAUAUUACAUUCGAUUUAACGUUAUUGUCAUUGAACACAGUACACCGAAAUUCAGUUUAAAUUCAACCAAAAAAUGCAAAGAGUAAUUCAAGUGCACGAGGUAAAGCAGCAAGCUAGCUAGCUGGAUAACUGGUUUGUUAGCUAGCUUGCUAGAUACGGUUAGCAUUGAAUACUGGAUAAUGGAGAUCAUUAGAUUAUAUUACAUUCGAUUUAACGUUAUUGUCAUUGAACACAGUACACCGAAAUUCAGUUUAAAUUCAACCAAAAAAUGCAAAGAGUAAUUCAAGUGCACGAGGUAAAGCAGCAAGCUAGCUAGCUGGAUAACUGGUUUGUUAGCUAGCUUGCUAGAUACGGUUAGCAUUGAAUACUGGAUAAUGGAGAUCAUUAGAUUAUAUUACAUUCGAUUUAACGUUAUUGUCAUUGAACACAUUGCCUGUUGAUGUCCUUAAUGAGGGAGUCGUGUCUACACUGAAACAAAGUUUCCCAGAUGUGACUGAGGUUCAUAUGGCAAACAAUGUGUCUAGCUUGGGUAUACGUUACUGCGAGGGGAUGAUUAUUGUACACGGAUCUGCAGAUGGACUGCCUAAAUUCCAUGAGAUCAUUAAACUUUGCAUUGUUAAGGAGAAGUUGUGUUUUCUGGUAAAAGACGCAUGUGCUUGGUACAGAGAGCAUUAUGGUGCUUUUGAGCUGUCUGCCUCGCCCAAUACAGAGGUUGCCGUUAUUGAGCUUGCUGACUUGGUAGACCCCUAUCCCCUUGUUGACUACAUGGUUGGGAGUUUGCGCAUGGUAAUGUUGAAAAGAUUCAUCAUUGUUAAAGGUGAGUAUCAUUUUUAAACCUAAAUAGUCUGAGCUCUGGAUAGCAGGCUCUGACAAAAACUGUAAAACCAUUUUUAUGUUCAUCUUUGAUAUAAUCCUAAUGUGUUUCUUUCACCUUGUUUCUGCUCUAGAUUAAAAGGUGUUCCAUAAUGGCAGGUCGGGCGCUUCUGCGCAUCAUCUUUGCCGACCAGUCUGACUCUAGAAAACUGACCCUGGAUUCGGGAAUCCCAGCAACAGUUGAAGAACUGCACACAUUUGUCAAGACAUCUCUUCAAUUGAAAGAGGACUUCCGUCUGCAAUACAUGGAUGUUGACUUUAACGAGUUCAUGAAUCUUACAUCAGUGUCUGAAAUUCAGGAUAAAAGCACACUGAAAGUAAUUUACUCUCCUAUAUUGUCAAAUAUUGAGCCCUCCAUCACUUUGUACACAGUUGACUCAUUUGAUAAGACCUCAAUUACUGGAAGCUCAGAGCCUCUAAUCCCUGAAUCAUCAAUAGCCUCAUGCUGCAGUGAUGAUAUGGUGUAUACGUCAACCCCGCAUCCAUCCCCUGAAGCUCAGGCCUCACAAUUGUUAUCCUGGCCCACAGUUUUUGUGGUUCCUAAGCUCACCUACGAGGCUGAAUUUGAGCUUCAUCUAAAGAAUGCAGAGUUUGAGACAACUGGUACAUACUUCCAGCCUGGCCUAAAGCUGAAAGGAGUCAUUCUUGAUGGCCUAGCCCAAGAAAUGAUCAAAUUCACAAAAUAUCCGAAAGACUAUCAGUGUGAAGAGGUAGCUGCAGCGUUGACGAGGGCCCACCCUUGUUUGGGGCAGCUAGGAUCCAAGACAGGAUUUGGGGGGUGGAAACAGUCUCUUAAGUACAAAAUGCAAAACUAUCGUACAAAGCUUGGCCGUCUUGGACAUCCUGAAAUCCUUGUGAACUCCUUAAAGCACAAGAAAACAGGCCAAGGCAAAGCUGCAGCAAACAUAAAAAAACCAAGAAAAGCUGAAGUAAACUACAUUCCUCUGCACCCAAAAGGCGAAACCACAGAAAGCUUGGAGAACGAGAGAAUUGCCUUAUUGUCAGAACUGAAAAAGCGUGACAAUGAAGUGGUGAUAAAAGCAAAAAUGGAAAAAACCUUCUCCCACAGACGCCUUGAGAUUGUGGAGCAAAGGCCUUUGAUAGGGGACUUCAAAUGCAGAUGGCCUGCUCUGUUUCAGCAGAGUGAAGUGAAUGCGGAGUUUUUGAGGAUCACAACAUCACCACUUCAAUCAAAGUUCAUGUGGCAGCUGGACCACUUCUCAGACAAGCUCUUGAAGAUCUUCAAGACCAAAGGAGGAGUGAAGGGGCACAAAAUCAAGGAAGCCCUUGCAAUAUCAGAUUCGUUUGAAAACAUCCACAUCCUGCGAAGCAUCGCGAUCUACCUCAACGAGGAUCCAGACUCUUUUUUUAAGGAGUAUCAGGCCUCUGCCUCUGAAGAUGCCAAGAGGGACAUGGCAAACACAGUCAUGGGCAUAUACACACUUCAAAGAGAUGUGGAUGGGCAGCCAGAGGACGUGGGAAUUGUCAUCGAAGGCAAUAUAGUCAUGGACAACUUGGGCAGCGUGAUUGUGGGGUUUGUCAUGCUAUUGGGACUUAUUUAUGCCCUGGAUUUGAGCUUUCCGGACAACCUCAAACACACCUUCGAGUUCAUGCAGAAGGUAGUGAUGAAUCUGGAUGGGCACAAGCUGAAUGGUAAAAUCGAAAGUCUGAAGAUCAAGUUGUUCGAUUGAAAUGUGAAAAAGAAGUGA